Hyaloscypha bicolor E is the source of this 543-nucleotide messenger RNA. Its product is annotated as GatB/YqeY domain-containing protein. The record is from RefSeq and is a predicted model, not a curated record. Lineage: Eukaryota; Fungi; Ascomycota; Leotiomycetes; Helotiales; Hyaloscyphaceae. The transcript has 2 exons. Gene Ontology annotation, molecular function: carbon-nitrogen ligase activity, with glutamine as amido-N-donor. Gene Ontology annotation, cellular component: mitochondrion. Bases 1 to 543 code for a protein of 180 amino acids.
AUGAUUCCCCGAUCAUUCUUCAGGGCUUCACGGCUCUGCUCUCGCUGCUAUGCAACCAACACGACAACCACACCUCCAAUGCUCCUCAAAAUAAGAAAAGACAUGAAAACCGCCAUGCAAAACAAAGAUUCAAACCGGCUCUCCGUGCUCCGCGCCCUCCUAACACAAACCCUGAACGCCUCCAAGACCUCUCAACCCAUAAAUACAGACAUGCAAAUGCUCGCCCUGCUCCGCAAAUCCGCCAGUGCGUCUCGCGCUGCCGCUGAAGAGUUCAAGGGCGCAGGGAGAGAGGAUCUUGCUGAGAAGGAGGAUUUGCAGGUUAAGAUUAUGGAGGAGUAUGCUGGGGGGGUCGAGACGAUGAGCGAGGAGCAAAUUAGAGAGGCGGUUCAGGGCGUGCUGGCCAAGAUGAAAGCGGAGGGAACGAAGAUUCAGGUUGGUGAUUUGCUGAAGAAGGUGUUUGCGCCAGAGGUGUUGGGGGAGAAACCGGUGGAAAGGGGGGAUGUUGCGAAGAUUGCGAGGCAGCUUUUGGCGGAGACUCCUUAA